UAUAUAUAAGGAGAGAUUAAAGGUGGAAGAAAAGCCUCUUGAACCAACCAACACUGGAGCCAGGAACAACUCAAGUGAAGUAAUGGGCUUGUUCAAAAGUUUUGUCUUCCUCUUAGGCCUGUGCCUGCUGCAGGGGUCCAAUACUUCCUUCAUUCAGCUGAAUGACAAUGGCUAUGAAGGCAUUAUCAUUGCUAUAGACCCUGCUGUGCCCGAAGAUGAAACACUAAUUGAGAAGAUAAAGGAAAUGGUGACUGCAGCAUCUACUUACCUGUUUGAAGCCACAGAAAAAAGAUUUUUUUUCAAAAAUGUAUCAAUAUUAGUUCCAGAGAAUUGGAAGAGCAAUACUCAGUACAAAAGGCCAAAAUAUGAAAGCUAUACACAUGCUGAUGUUUUAGUUGCACCACCUACCCUCCCAGGCAGGGAUGAACCAUAUACCAAGCAGUUCACAGCCUGUGAAGAAAAAGGAGAAUACAUUCAUCUCACUCCUGACUUUGUCCUCGGAAAAAAACAAGAUGAAUAUGGACCGUCAGGUAGACUGUUUGUCCACGAGUGGGCCCACCUCCGCUGGGGGGUGUUUGAUGAGUACAAUGAUGAUGAGCCUUUCUACAGCGCUUCGUCAAAGAAAAUCGAAGCAACAAGGUGUUCCACAGGUAUUACUGGUAUCAACAGAGUUCAUAAGUGCCAAGGAGACAGCUGUAUAACUAGUAGAUGCAAAACUAAUUCUAAGACAAAACUGUAUGAAAAAGAUUGUCAGUUCUUUCCUGAUAAAUAUCAAACUGAAAAGGCAUCCAUAAUGUUUAUGCAAAGUAUUGAUUCUGUCGUUGAAUUCUGUAAUGAAAAAAACCAUAACCGAGAAGCUCCAAGCCUACAAAACAAAAGGUGCGAUUCCAGAAGCACGUGGGAGGUGAUCAGCAAUUCUGAGGAUUUUAAAAACACAACGGCCAUGGUGACACAACCUCCUCCACCUGUCUUCUCGCUGCUGAAGAUCCAGGAAAGAAUUGUGUGCUUGGUUCUUGAUAAGUCUGGGAGCAUGGGAGGUUAUGACCGCCUAAACCGAAUGAAUCAAGCAGCCAAACUUUUCCUGCUGCAGAUCGUUGAAAACGGAUCCUGGGUGGGGAUGGUGCACUUUGAUAGUUCUGCAAGCAUCAUAAGCAAUCUAAUCCAAAUAAGCAGCAGCAGCGAAAGAAACAAGCUCUUGGAGAGUUUACCUACACGUGCUAGUGGAGGAACCUCCAUCUGCUCUGGAAUUAGAACAGGAUUUCAGGUAAUUAGAAGCCUUUACUCCCAAAUAGAUGGAUCUGAAAUCGUCCUGCUGACCGAUGGGGAAGAUAGCUCUGCAAAGACUUGUGUUGAAGAGGUGACAAAUAGUGGGGCCAUCAUUCAUUUUAUUGCUCUGGGAGAAAAUGCUGAUAAAGCAGUCAAAGAGAUGAGCAUCGUAACAGGGGGACACGUCUUUUAUCCUUCGGAUGUAGCCGAGAACAAUGGCCUCAUCGAUUCUUUUGCUGCCCUUGCAUCAGGAAACACUGGUGCUUCCCAGCAGUCCCUUCAGCUUGAAAGUAAGGGAUUAAAACUCAGCAGUAAUGCUUGGAUGAAUGGCACUGUGGUAAUUGACAGCACUGUGGGAAAGGACACAUUCUUUCUCAUCACAUGGAACCAACAAUCUCCCACUAUUUCCCUCUGGGAUCCCAAUGGAACACCGAUGGAAAAUUUCACAGUGGACACAGAUUCCAAAAUGGCCUACCUCAAUAUUCCAGGAAAUGCAAAGGUGGGUGUUUGGACUUACAGUCUUCAACCAAAAGUAGACACAGAAAUAUUAACUGUAACAGUAAAUUCUCGGGCAGCAAAUCCUUCCGUGCCUCCGAUCACAAUGAAUGCUAAAAUGAAUAAAGACACCAACAGCUUCCCCAGCCCAAUGAUUGUUUAUGCAGAAAUUCUACAAGGGUAUUUACCCAUUCUUGGAGCCAACGUGACUGCUGUCAUUGAAUCACAGAGUGGGAAAACAGAAGUUUUGGAACUUUUGGAUAACGGUGCAGGUGCUGAUGCUUUCAAGGAUGAUGGCGUAUACUCAAGAUACUUUACAGCCUAUUCAGAUAACGGCAGAUACAGUUUAAAAGUACGGGCUCAUGGAGGAGACAGUGCUGUCACACGAAACUUAAGGCAUCCGCCGAACAGAGCUGCGUAUAUACCAGGCUGGGUAGUGAACGGAAACAUUGAAGGGAAUCCACCAAGACCUGAAACUGAUGAAGACAUUCAGACAAACUUGGAGAGUUUCACCAGAACAGCAACAGGAGGUGCGUUUGUGGUUUCAAAUGUUCCAGCUGGUUCCUUACCUGACCUGUACCCACCAAGUCAAAUCACAGACCUUGAAGCCACAUCAGAUGAGGAUGAGAUCAGGCUAACGUGGACAGCACCAGGAGAUAAUUUUGAUGUUGGAAAAGUUCAACAGUAUAUCAUAAGAACAAGUGGAAGCAUCCUGGAUCUAAGAGACAAUUUUGAUGAUGCUCUGCAAGUAAAUACUACUGAUCUGUUACCAAACGAGGCCAACUCCAAGGAAACCUUUGCAUUCAAACCAGGAAACAUCUCAGAAGAAAAUGCAACGCACAUAUUCAUUGCCAUUCAGAGUGUGGAUAAAAGCAAUCUGACAUCAAAAGUAUCCAACAUUGCACAAGUACCUUUGUUUGUUCCGCAGGCAGAUGAAGAUCCUCUGCAUCCUGAUGACAGUCGCCCGAAUUCCGGAGUCAGCAUUUCUACCGUGGUGCUGUCAGUAGUGGGCUCUGUGGUCGUUGUUGCUGUCAUUUUAAGCACCACCAUUUGUAUCUUAAGCAAGAAAAAAAAUUCUAGUAGACCUAGAACAGGGUUUUAAAAAACAUCAACAACAAAAGUGACAGACGUUUCUGAAUUUUAAAAUUUGUCAUGUGUGAUCAUGAACUCAUGAAAAAAUGACUUUAAGAGUUCUAGAAGGGAUACUUCGAUUAAAUAUAAACAUGCAGAGGUAUUUGAAAAAUUGUGAAUCAACAUUAAAUUUAAAUAAUUGUAUUUAUUAUUAUUUAAUCAUAAAAGGUGAUGAAUAAAGAUCUUUUUCCCUGUUCAUACCUGGCUGUGUAUUAUCUGACACAAAACUUCUUUAUGAAAAUUCAGAUUUCAUCAAGAAGUUGAAGUUGUCUACCAGACUAGCCAAAAUACAAGUGUAAGAAAGCAAAUAAACAAUAUAUGAGAAGAAUGAACUUUGUCUUGGUACUUUUGAGCAUAAAUUGAUUUUGUUAUAGUCACCCGAAGUCUUAAAUUAUAUACUACUAUACACAAUAUAAAUAAAAACACAUUUACUGGACCUCAUUGAUAUGGAAGACACUAUUAAGGAAGCUGGGAAGAGGAAAUAGGUGGGAGACCCCUGAUGACUGGGAAUGCGAGUUUUAUUCUCAUAGUAUUCCUUGGGAAUUGACCUGGGCAGUAGGGCAUUUGGGGACUGCGCUGUUGAGACGGAAUUUCUGUCAGCACCAUUAGUUCUGCUAGUGGGCUGGCACCUGCUUGGCCAGUGCUAAAGGCUGUGGAUGUGCAGGUAAACAUGAAGAAAACAUAGAAAAGAUAUAAGUGCAGGGCAACUGGCUUUUUAUUGAGAGGGGGAAAAAGCCUUGAAUUCCGUAUUAGAAAUAAUAAAUAACAUACAACAGCCAGACUUUCCCUGUGUCCUUCCCACCCACCAACCACACAGCUCUGGAGGCAAAGCCUGCUAGCCUGUAUCACCCUCCUUGAUGCUCUGGGGCAAUAACUGUGCUCUGGUGGGACUCGGCUGUAGGCUCUCCCCUUCCAGGGCAGGCUUUGAUUUAGAUCUAUUUUCAGGACUACAUCAAGUAGCUAAUUGUGCAUUAGUAAGAAUAAGAAAAAUAACUAAAUGGUUGCCAUUGUUGUAUUCUGAACAAGCUAUAAAAUGUGUAGGACUCAGUACAAAAUGAAAAUGAGGAGCCCCUGUUCAAAAAUUAAUAAGAAUUUCACAACAGCAACAGCAAAGCAUUACACCAGGUACGAGGAUCUUCUAAGCAUGGGGCUCUGUGCAAAUGCACAGGUCUCAUGCCAAUGAAGCUCUCCCUGUCUACAGUCCAGGAUAAACUAGUGAGAGCACCUCUGGCGUAAAGCUUCUGCAUGGGUUUUCCAUUGUAGCCAUAUAGCACUAUCCAUGGUCUAACAGUUGAUCUAGUUACCAAGAAAAUAUAAGAUUUGGAAAUGAAACCUGGGCACUAUCACCUCUGACAGGGCAUCUAGCUCCAGGAAUAAAUCUACGCUGUCCCAGUAAAGAAAGAGGGAGGCCAGUGUGGGGAAAGACAGCCCCUAGUCAACCCCAGAGGUUCGAGUGACAGCAGGAUUCCUGAAGAGAAAAGAGACCACACUAGCAACCAUCUAACUGGCUGCUGCCCCUGGAGGUGGGCAGUUGGCAGUGUCACAAGCUAAGUAUCUGCCUGCAGGGGUCUAUCCAAGCUAUGGGACCAAGGGUGGUGUACAUUCACAACCUCAGCUAUUCAGCCAGGACUGAGGAAACCACUUUCUCAUGCUCCUACCCAUGUUACCUGGUGUUGGCUGGUGUAACAGAGCAUGUGUAAAUGGUGGGACCCAAACCACAGUGCCUGACGAGCAUGCACUAUGACGCCAGCAUAAAAUGGGACUCAGGAGGGCACAGCUCAAAGUAGCUGUGAAGUGAGCCAGGCCUGCUGCAGGUCUAACAGGAAAGUCUGGUAGCUAGUCUCCAAAAGGAUUUCUAAAGAUCCACAGCUCCUAUU
This is a messenger RNA of Vicugna pacos (alpaca), 4769 nucleotides long. The record is from RefSeq and is a predicted model, not a curated record. NCBI's taxonomy places the organism in Eukaryota, Metazoa, Chordata, Mammalia, Artiodactyla, Camelidae.